Hypoxylon trugodes is the source of this 1152-nucleotide messenger RNA. RefSeq lists its product as uncharacterized. The transcript is spliced from 2 exons. NCBI's taxonomy places the organism in Eukaryota, Fungi, Ascomycota, Sordariomycetes, Xylariales, Hypoxylaceae. The record is from RefSeq and is a predicted model, not a curated record. The coding region runs from base 1 to 1152 and encodes 383 amino acids.
AUGCCGAAGCGAAAGAAAAAAACACAUUCAGCCAAAGCUGAACAAAGAGCUGCCGCUAAGAGUAAACCGACGUCGCGCAAGCAUCGGAACCAUGAACGCGCCCGCGAAAUCCCCCACGACGGAGGUGAUCCCCCUCCGGGUACGCUUGGUCAUUAUUUCUACUCCCUGAACCAAGAACUGCGCGAUGAGAUCUUCGCCUGGCUGCUUGUACGGCCUGUGAGAUGGGAUCGAGAGCACAAGCCGUCCUGUCCCGCAACCAGCAGGUCAUUAACCCACCCAAAGUUCCAGAUGAACCUCAGCAACGUCUCUCCGGGUGUGUGCGCGGAAAUGUACGGGAGUGCCACCGAAUGGCGCCAUCGCGAUGACGAAGAAGACCCUAUCUCUGAGAACAUCUGGCGCAGUCGUUGGGCACCUCCCAAAGGAAAUCCUUACCUAUGUGGUUGGUGCGAACCCGAAUUUCGCCAAAAACCGCAUCCCGUCUCAUACGACAUGCCCUGCGACUGUGCGCGUCGCGACAACUUAGAAACUCUUCUUGUAUGCCGCCGAUGGUAUGAGGAAGCUGGUCGAGUUUUCUACACUCGCAACACCCUAGCUUUCGCAGACGUUCCCGGGAGUAUUGACUUCUUCGAGAACCUACCUGCUCGCUGGAAGCCUUUGAUCAGCAAAGUUAGUCUACAAUAUGGACGUUUUGGACGUAGUUCCAAGAUCAAAUUUGAGGAUCAGGAGAUUCCGAUUAGGGGACGCGGACUUGCGCAUUUGUGGAGGAUAUUAGCAAGCUUACCGGCUCUAAGCGAGUUAGAACUCGACGCGAUCAUGCUGACGCGACUUCCUUGUGUCAAGGUCUUCAACGGACCCAAACUUCAAAACCUACGUCGAAUUACUUUUACGCAGACCGAUCCGAAUUAUAUAAUCGAGGCAUCGCGCCGUUUCGUAUGGCCCGGACGCGCUCUUCGACGCGAGAUAAACGACAGCGAGUUUGCCGAACAGGUUGCCAGGCGGAUCAAAGGCCAGCGUUACGGUUGGAAGAGGGGUGAGAAGCGCGGCGAUGUAGACGCCAAGGCUGUUGAGGAAGAGAAACGGAGGUAUCGCAAGCGCAACAAGGACGUAUAUGUUCCUCUAAAAGACGAGGAGAGUGACGAGGAUGAAAACUAG